This is a messenger RNA of Centropristis striata (black sea bass), 7198 nucleotides long. It is a transcript of the gene mpp2a, whose product is annotated as MAGUK p55 scaffold protein 2a. The coding region runs from base 151 to 1812 and encodes 553 amino acids. Gene Ontology annotation, cellular component: cell-cell junction; plasma membrane. Gene Ontology annotation, molecular function: protein binding. The transcript is spliced from 14 exons. The record is from RefSeq and is a predicted model, not a curated record. Lineage: Eukaryota; Metazoa; Chordata; Actinopteri; Perciformes; Serranidae.
ACAAUCAUUUCGGCUUUAUGCACAUGUGUUCCACUUACUGUUGAGCGAAUUGUGCUCCUUUUUCUCUCUCUCCACCCGCUGAGGCUGGACUGUAGACAGCAGCUAGCGUUACACUGGGCUGGCUUCACAAUGAUUGACUGAAGCUCUACCAUGCCUGUGGCCUCCACCAGGACAGAGCCUGUUCCCCAGGUGUUGGACGCAAUGAGCGACAGCACCACCAGCUCUACCAUGGCUAAUGACCUGGACCUUAUCUACCUCAAAGGCAUUAUGGAGAGCCCUCUGGAGCAAGGGGAGAGCCUGAAGGACCCGCGUCCAUCGCCAGUGAGGGAGAACAAUGUGGAGCUCCUUCAGGAGAUCCUCAGUGACCUGAACCCCUUCACAGAGCACUCUGACACUGCAGCUGAGCUGACCCGCAUACUCACACAGCCUCACUUCCAGUCUCUACUGGAGACUCAUGAUUCAGUGGCGUCCCAGGCAUGUGAUAGCCCACCCCCGAGCCCCUGUGAUUUUGUGGAUCAUGAGCAGGAGGAGGGCCCCACACACAACCAACCGCCGCCACCUGACGCAAUCCGCAUGGUGGGCAUACGCAAAGUGGCAGGGGAGCACCUGGGUGUGACGUUCAAGGUGGAGGGGGAUGAGCUGAUUAUAGCCCGCAUACUCCAUGGAGGGAUGAUAGACCAGCAAGGACUGCUGCACGUUGGAGAUAUCAUCAAAGAGGUAAAUGGACGAGAGGUGGGCCGGGAUGCCAGGGUGCUGCAGGAGGAGCUGCAAGCAGCCAGUGGAAGUGUGGUUCUGAAGAUAUUGCCCAGCUACCAUGAAGCCAUACCGACAAGUCAGGUGUUCUUUAAGUGUCACUACAGCUACGACCCGGCCAACGACAACCUGAUUCCCUGUAAAGAGGCGGGCUUAAGGUUUGAGACGGGAGACAUCCUGCAGAUUGUCAACCAGGACGACAUCAACUGGUGGCAGGCCCGUCAUGUGGAGGGUGGCAGCGCAGGGCUGGUUCCCAGUCAGAUGCUGGAGGAGAAGAGGAAAGCGUUUGUCAAGAGAGAUGCUGAACUGCCACCAGCAGGAAAUCUUUGUACUGGUGUUGGAGGGAAGAAGAAAAAGAAAAUGAUGUAUGUGACCACCAAAAAUGCAGAGUUCGACAGACAUGAAAUACUGCUCUACGAAGAGGUAGCCAAGGUACCACCUUUCAAGAGGAAAACUCUGAUUUUGAUUGGUGCCCAGGGCGUGGGGCGGCGGAGACUGAAGAACAAGCUUCUACUUCGAGAUCCACUCCUCUUUGGAACCACCAUUCCAUACACCUCCAGAAAGCCCAAAAAGGAAGAUCGCGAGAGUCGGAUGUACGCCUUCACCAGCCGCAGCAAGAUGGAGACCGACAUUAAGAACGGACGAUUUCUUGAACAUGGAGAGUACGACGGCAACCUGUAUGGAAUCAAGAUCGACUCCAUACAUGAGGUGGUGGAGGCAGGACGCGUCUGCAUACUGGACGCUAACCCUCAGUCUCUCAAAGUGCUGAGGACCUCUGAGUUCUUGCCCUACGUGGUGUUCCUUCAGUCUCCGGACUUCGAGGUGCUCAAGGCGAUGAACCACUCGGCUGUAGAGGCAGAGGUGGUGACUAAGACACUGACGGAUGAAGAGCUGCAGAGGACGUGUGACGAGAGCGCUAAAAUCCAGGCGGCCUAUGGUCACUACUUCGACCUCAGCAUCGUCAACGACAACCUGGACGAGACCUACCGCAGUGUCAAGGCUGCCCUAGAAACGGUUUCUAAAAACCCCCAGUGGGUCCCCGUCACAUGGGUUUUCUAAAAAAUAAAAAGAAGCUGUGGAGAACAGAGGAGGAAGGGAACAUUGGCAAUUAAAAUAUGCCUCUGUGAAAAUAAUGGAAGUUCUUAUUUGACCACGGCAGGAUAUUUUCCUGUGUGAAUAAGACAUCCAUUAUUUAAACAGGGUUAUAUUUUUCUGUGCAGGGAAGACAGGAAGAAGAGAAUGAGAAGGGAAAGGAGGUGGAAAAAGUGUGUGUGUGUGUGUGUGUGUGUGUGUGUGUGCACCUGUUUGUGCAUGAAUUUUAGAGCAAAGACUUUUGUAUGUUUUUCAAUUCUAUGUGCCAUUACUGAUGAUCAUCAGCAGACCUUUCUUACAUUUCAUGAUCAAAGAGAUUGACACUGAUGUUAAUCUAUGUGCAAGCAGAACUUGAUCAUUUGAUCAUUCAUUGAUAUUUUUAUAUUUGAUAGCAAACCUUAACCUUGACCGAACAUAUUAAAAACAAUGAUAAACACCCAUCAUGACUAACAGGACACACAGAUAACUCAACACUAUUUCUUUUGCUCGGCAGUUAAAUGAUCUGAAGGUCUUUGAUUUACAAAAGUGUGAAAUUAAAAAGAUAGUUUCUAUUAUUCUCAUUAAUUCAUUUUUCGGAUUAAUUAUUUGACUAACCUUUUCAACCCAAAGCAGCACUAGUUUCAACACAAAAUUAAACAUAAAACCAACACAUGCAGUGCUUCGGUUGUCAAGCAAACGUCACAAAUUUCCUCAAAUUAGUUUUUAUAAAAUGUUAUACUUGACAAAUGACGUGAUAUUUAGAAGACCUCAAGGUCCAUCUGUUCUCAAUCUGUUUUGCAAGCACAGGCCAAGUUGUUCAUUAUUUCAUGUACUUAUAGACACAAUCAUAGGCACUCCAACAACACACGCAGGUAGUGAAAAGACAGAAAGCCCAACAAUAACCACAUCAAUAUACACGGUUGCCCAUAAAGGUGGAAUAAAAUAUAUUUUUUUACCUCUUUCUAAAAAAAUGAUUGUGACAAUGUGAUUUUUUCUCGACAGCUAAUGUGUAUAUCUUCUCAAAACCUUAUUAAACAAUCUCUUCCAAACAUUUCACACUGAAAACCACAAUUAACGGAGGGUUGUGUCUGAAAACAAAAUUAUUCCAACUUCAUGGGCGACCGUUUGUUCCUAUCUAUAAUGAUAAUACAUUUAAUUUAUAAGCGCCUUUCUAACACUCAAGGACACUGUACAAUAGUUUGAACAAGACAAAACAGGGAAUGAAAAGAAGACACAAGAAAUAAAACAAAACAAAACAAAGAAUGCAUUGCGGUGUGGUUACAGAAAAUAAUAAAAACAAACCCAAAAAAAAGUGCAGUGCAAGCUAAUUUGAACUGAUUGAGUUUUGAGUCUGGAUUUAAAUAGUGGGAGAGCGUCGGUCGUUAAUAUUCACUAAACAAGCUUGACCUAUUGUCUCCUAAGUACAUGUAUAAAUGUAUUAAUGAAUUAGUUUUUGUGAUCCGUUUCAUUCUGAAGAGUCAGCUUUUUCAAAACCAACAUGGCUCAGUUCAAAAUUUUGUGUCAAAACACAACUUCUCAUGUCUUCUCUGACAUGAUUUUGAUAUCAGAUGAUUUACUCCCACUACACUUCAUAGAAGAGAGACCGAGAAGAGAGAGUCUAGUAGUAAGGGAAAGAAACAGCCACAUCCAAAAUCAUCUUGGGGGUCCGAUGGAGAAUUGGUGUAAGUAGGAAAGCAACAGAAAUAUCGUUGUGUGGGGGGACAAUGGAUUAUUUGUCGGCAUGUAACACAAUAACUGAUUACAUGAAUUGCCUAACUAAUGUGUUACAUUACUCGAUUCAACAAAAAAGUAAUCCGAGUACUCUCAGAAGAAGCUUUCAAAAGUCCCAAUGCCACACUGUGGAAUUACUCCACUAUGAGUAAAAGUUCUGCAGUCAAAACCUCACUACAAAAGUAUCAGCAUCAAAAUGUACUUAAAGUAACUAAAGUUAAAGUAAUUAGUAUGCACAAUGGCACCACUCAGAUUAUAUUCCAAAUGUAUAUUCCAUUUAUGUAAGCAGCAUUUUACUGUUGUCAAGGUAUGGAUCAUUUUGGUUUAAUUUAUAAAAAUACAUAAUCAUUUUAAACUGAUCCUAUGUUUUCUUGUUAAAUUUUGACCUGAAAAGUAACUAAGUUGGCAGCUAAAUGUAGUGAAGAUUUACCUCUAAAAUGAAGUGGCAUAGAAGUAUAAAGUUACAUAAAUGGAAAUCCUGAAGUUGUAUUUGAGUUAAGUACUUGAGUGAAUGUUACAUUCCACCACUGAACACUCUAACAUGUAGUAAUAUUAAUAAUAAUCUUUAUUUAUAGAGCACUUUUCAAAACACAUGUUACAAAGUGCUUUAGUUAAAAACAGACAUUAAACAACAGAUACAAGUAAUGUUCGAAAAUGGCAUCAUUCUGUGCAAUUAAAAGACAGCUCAAGGGAAGUUAAAAUUCAGGUAUAAUCAGGAAAGGCUCUCCAAUAAAAGUUUGUUUUAACAAGAGACUUAAAAUAGAUCACUGACCUGAUUUCCUUGGGCAGGUUAACACAAAUACUGCUUACCAAUUAGCCUUGGAAGUAUAUUAUCUACAUCGGUUAUCUUGUAGAACCAAAUAUUUUUGCAAAGAUGCACAAAUUACUUUUGAUGCACCUCCUUAUGGUGUGAUCAGGUCUUUAUAGGCACAUAAUGAAUUCAAAACUUGUGGAAUGUAUAAUAUAUUAGAGUGUAACUCAUGCAGUAGCUCCUAAGUAACAGACUUCACAGUGUAUUUGACACCAGUGUCCUUGUCUUUUAAUUGGUGCUGGACCAGUCAGCCAGUCACAUUUGGUAUCAUGUUGUGAAACAUUUGAUUCUGAUAUUGUGUGGCAAGUUCCCAGGCAGACUCUGAUCUAAGACCCCCAGUAGGGCCAGUGGUGGAAAAAGUAUUCUAAUACCACACUCAAAUUACUCCACUACAAGUAAAAGUCCUGCAUUCAAAACUAAUUGCAGUAAAAGUACAAAAGUAUCAGCAUCAAAAUGUACUUAAAGUAUCAAAAGUAAAAGUUUUUGUGAUGCAAAAUGGACCCACUCAGAUUGCUUCAUAUAUUCCAAAUAUAUUAUAAAAAAAAUUUGUAUUGAUGCUUUUAUGUAAGCAGUGUUUUAAUUUUGUAAAGCCAGGGCUCAUUCAAUUACUUAAUAUACUGUUAUACGAUUUAAUUAAAAAAAAAUACUCAAGUAAAGUACAAGUACCUCAAAAUUGUAUUUAAGUACAGUACUUGAGUAAAUGUACUUAGUUACUUUCCACCACUGAGUAGGGCUGAUAUGAGGCAUUACAUAGUGAAACCCCUAACCACACACACACACACACACACACACACACACACACACACACACACACACACACACAAAACCCAUCACUCUAUUCCAUUGCAUUUCAUAAGAAUGGGUUAUUCUGUUCACACACCACACUAUCCUAUUCCUAGUGUAAUAUUUCUUAUUCAAAAUAAAACCCAUUGGUCAUCUUCAUUAAGUCACUUGUACACAGCUUGUAGAUAGUAUGUAGAGACACAAUGAUAUAAUAGAUACUGAAUUAGUAGGUAUGAGGUUCGUGCCUAUAGUAUUUACAGUCAUGUCAUUAGUAAACACUUGUAUACAGUUGCCUACGAGUAAAGAACAUAACAAAUAAUUGCCAGAAACCUGACCUGAAGUGUGAAAAUUUUCAUUUGUGUCGCCCUUGUUUUGCUUUGGCUAUUUUUAACAUGUCAUGCCCUCUUUGGCCACCGUACUGUAUGUGUAACACUGUCCAUGGUGCCAACUGCAGAAAGCUCUUUUAGCAGCUUUUUUGUACUCAGAUCUUUUCAUUGUGGCAGCUACGGAAUACCUUUGAUGCACAAUUAAUUGUUUAGUGAUAACUGAGGAAAAAAGGUGUUUGUCAGAUACAAAUUCAGACCAGUUGUUUGUAGGCCUGUUAGGAGACAUUUUUAGUGGCUCAUUCUUUGUAAAAUGACAUUUAUACUUGUGCUUUGGUUUUUAAAGUGGCUUAUAAAAGCUGAUAUUUGUCUGGCAGCUAUAUUUGGAUCUCUUGAGUGUUUGGUGAUGAGAUACACAACAUUUGUUGCCCUCUCGAGGACUUUCCAAAACCUCACUGUGUUCUUUUUCUAUGAAAUCACAUGAAUGCAAUAAAACCAUUUUAUCACAGUAUAUAAAUCAUCAUUAAAUAUACACAUUUCUGUACAACUGUAACUCUAAAGGUGUUUGGGUUGAACAAUUUUUAUUCAGUUUCUGAAAAAAAUAUAGCUUGCUGACAAUUAUCUGUUUGGGGGGGAAAAGUAUAGGUUUACUGUACAUAUGCAGACUGUAUAUUUACUAAAUACUUUUGAAGGUUUUAUGAAAAAAUGCUACAUUACAGGGCGCCGCAGUAAUGAGUUUGUAAACCCAGAAGUAAGUUAGCAUGAAUGGGUUUUUGGUUAGAUGCCUGAAAUAUUGUCUGUGGUUAACACAAGCUUAAGAGAUUUUCGUGUUUCGUUGUACGACAUAAAAUACGUUAAUAAAUACCCACACUUGUGAAUUUUGGAGUUUAUAUGUUUCCUUAAAAAGGCGGUUGCUAACAAGUGGCUAAAUGAGAUUACAGUGGUUGUCGGGGAUAUCAAACGCCAUCACACUGGACAUGGACGGCAACUCUCUCACUCGUCUGCCCCACAGCCUCUAGUUGUGUUUUUCAGUGCUCUUGCAAACUCUUGUAGUUUGUAAAUGUAGUUAAUAAGAAAUUUAUUAGGCUACGGAUUCACUAGCUUGUCAGAACUGCUGGUUAGCUUGUCGGAGACCAUCUGAAGCUAACAGUGCUGACGUCUGUAGCAAAACGUUAGCUUUUUAUUUCUUUCAGCUGCAUUAAGGCUGAACAAAGCAUCAGAAAUGUGUGUUUGCCACAGAGCUUAUUUUCUGCCAUGAUCCAAAUAGGGCAAUUCUCAACAGACCCCAUGGUGAUGCUACUUCUGGGUUGGCCUACAAAAAUACAUAAUUUCAUUUGCUCUCUAUAGAGAAUUCAAUUUGAGAUUUUAACCUUAAACGCAAACUUCAGUGAUUUAAUAUUGCACUUGAAUAAAGUUGAGGAGCUUAUGAAAAACAUAAGAAGGAAUGGUCAAAACUGAAACACCAAAGGUUGAGAUAUCCUGAUGACACUAUGACAUAAUCUGGGUUAUUUCUAUGGGUUUUAGACGGGUUAAAAUAUAUACACAUAACUGUUUUCACAAGCUGAGUUUUCCCCAUGAUCUUGUAAAGUCAGCGGAGUGCUCCUUUAAAUUCUGCAUUUCUACAGUCACACAUGGCCGGACAGUUAAUAGAGCUUGAACCUUGUAACUUUUUGUUUGUAGGACUGAUGAUUGUUCAUGCCUAUAUUAAAUAAAUUAUUCUGAUUGA